Molecule: messenger RNA, 2011 nt
Organism: Cryptomeria japonica (Japanese cedar)
Lineage: Eukaryota; Viridiplantae; Streptophyta; Pinopsida; Cupressales; Cupressaceae
Exons: 7
Coding region: 413-1462 (349 amino acids)
Source: RefSeq, a predicted model, not a curated record
AUAAUUAAUAGCUCUUUGAGGUCCGUCUGAGCUUCAACCUUGUCAAAUGUGUCAACCGGGGAGCACAUUUCAGUCUUUCUUAAGAAGGAAUCGUGGGCAGUAAUCUGAGGGCCGAAAGGCUUCAUAUUGAUCGCAUUUUCAGCUUCCUUGACCCUAAAAUCGUCCAGAAGCGUUUUUUCACGGCUAAAUUCGUCAAAGAUUGGACCUGUUUUCACUCAAAAUAGUGGAGUAAUGCGAAGGAUAAGUAAUUUGCGGCCCAGAAUAGAAAGCGAGAUUCUUGGAUAAGGAUUUUUCAGCUUUUUUAUGGCAAAUCUUUGCAAAAUAGAAAGUCACUGAAAGCCAGCGUAUAUCAGUGAGCAGCAUUGUUGUGUAUUGGGUUGUAAAUUUUCAGAGGAUCGGUUGCGUAUACGAUAUGGCAGAAGGUGAUUUUAGAGUAUACGACACUUGUGGCUUAGAGUCGCAGCUCCAUUCGAAUUUGGAAUGCUUUCUCGAUUCAGUUACUCCAAAUGUACGGGCUAAUUGUCUGCCAAAGUCAUGCCUGAGGGAGCUUGCAUCCAACAAGUUUUGGCAGCCGUCAAAUGCAGAAUCUGUGCAGUAUUAUUCACUGGGAGACCUAUGGGAGUGUUAUGACGAAUGGAGUGCUUACGGGGCUGGUGUGCCGAUCCAAUUGAAUAGCAAAGAAACUGUUGUUCAAUACUACGUUCCAUAUCUCUCUGCACUGCAAAUCUAUACCAUCAAAUCCCGCUCAAACUUCAGGAUUCCAAGAGAAGAGAGUGAUGGAAGUGAUUUUGAUCUCAGGGAUCCCAGUGCCGAUUCCUGGAGUGAUUGCAGUGAUAAUGAUAAAUUAUCCAGCUCAUUAAGCAAUACAAGUGACAGAUCAGAAGGAACUUGGGAUGCUGGCUACGAAGAUUCAGCUUUCGAUCCUGAAAAUUCAUGGCAUCUACGUGACAGGGACAGACUUGGAAGCCUUUAUUUUGAGUACUUUGAGCGAUCAGCACCUUAUGCAAGAGUGCCAUUAAUUGACAAGAUCAAUUGUUUUGCACGGGAAUAUCCAGAGCUAAUGUCCUUGAGAAGUGUAGAUCUUUCUCCGGCAAGCUGGAUGUCAGUUGCCUGGUAUCCAAUAUAUCAUAUCCCAUCAGGAAGAACCAUUAAAGAUUUGUCAGCAUGCUUCUUAACUUAUCAUACGCUGUCAUUGUCAUUCCAAGAGAAUGAAAAUGGUGAUGGUAACGAAGAGGGGUCUUCUGAAAACCAGCUUGCAAAAGUUAAAAUCAAGGAUUCUCAGAGUGUUUCUCUUCCUCCUUUUGGACUGGCCACCUACAAAAUGAAGGGAAAUCUGUGGACAUCUGCAGAAAGUUGUGAUCAACAAAGGAUGGUUUCUUUAGUGAGCUCUGCUGAUUCCUGGUUGAAGCAGCUCAGUGUUCGGCAUCCUGAUUUCACAUUUUUUAUCUCACACAGCAUGUGAAUGCAAGCAUGCAUUUUUGCUAACUAUUUGGGCAAAGUCCUUCCCAUAAUAGAUACCAGAAGCCUUCUCUAACAUUUUUGCAGUAAGCCUAAUACUCAACAUUAAAGAGUGAAUUUGAGGUUGUGGAAGUUUCCUGUUAAGUUCUGUACACUCACAGGAAAUUGUAGGAACUGAAAUGAUCCGUUUUGGAUUGUCUGCAAAAGCCUAGUACUAUGUGACAAUAUCUAGGACAGGAUAUGAAGAGGGGUUUGAAGAGGAAGAACGGAAGAGAGGAAAAAAGGGCACAUUAACAAAACUGGAAAACUAAAAGCUAGUUUAGUUUGGUAUUUCAAAGGAAUCUGCAUUGUGAUAAUAGAUUGUACAUAGUUCAAGGCAGUUUUUCUUUUGACUGUUAAAUCAUGUUAAGGAACUAAGCAACAAUUUCCGCUAGAUGAUUUUGUUGAGGUGUACAUUUUGUAAGGAUCCCUCGGUGAGCAAGUUUUAAUCUACUCUUAUUGUAAAUCUGUCAUUUCACCUUAAAUUUUAUGUGCUUAUUUUGGUUUCAUACAA